CCAUUGCUGCAGAUCCUUCCUCUCUUUGUCCCUUUGGACAUCAAAGGACUGCAAGGGGACAGCCCUGGGGAGAAGCUCCUCCCUAUUCAUUAGCCUUCAUAUAACGAACUCACCUUGGCUAGCUAAGCUUGGAGUCCCAUCCUUAGUCCCAGGCACUCUUGACACUGGAUCACAGAAGGAAGGGCUCCUGCUUGCUUUGGGAAAUCAAGACUUUUGCUUUUGAACUGGACUACUUUGGUUUUCAAGAGAGAGGAGCUCUGGUGGAUCUCUUGCCUGCGCAACUUCUAUGACUUAACGGUACAUGGAAAAAUGCAAGCAUUAUCUGAUGUGAAAACUCAGUGUGAUGUCCUUCCUUCCUCCAACCUGGAGUCUUACCCUCAGAGCUCCAUUGUUGUUACCCUAGAGGACAUGGACCUCUGGAUGCAGUUUCACCAAAUAGGAACCGAAAUGAUCAUCACUAAGUCUGGCAGACGAAUGUUUCCACAGUGCAAAAUCAAAGUCUCUGGCUUGAUCCCUUAUGCUAAAUACCUCAUGCUGGUGGAUUUUGUGCCAAUGGACAACUUCAGAUACAAGUGGAAUAAAGAUCAGUGGGAAGUUGCUGGAAAAGCAGAGCCACAGCUUCCCUGCCGUACAUAUGUCCAUCCAGAUUCUCCAGCUCCUGGCAGCCACUGGAUGAAAGAACCUGUCUCCUUCCAAAAGCUGAAACUCACCAACAACACCCUGGAUCAACAUGGACACAUCAUCCUUCACUCCAUGCACCGUUACAAGCCGCGCUUCCACAUAGUACAGGCAGAUGACCUGUUUAGUGUCCGUUGGAGCAUCUUCCAGGUGUUCAGCUUCCCUGAGACUGUCUUCACCUCUGUUACUGCCUACCAAAAUGAGAAGAUCACAAAACUCAAAAUUGACAACAACCCGUUUGCUAAAGGUUUCCGGGAACACGGGAAGAACACUCGAAGGGAAGGGCGAGCAAAAGGCCAGAAACCUAGCCCAGCCAAAGGUCAGAAGAGGAAGCUCCCAGAAGAAACAGAGUCUGGUGCUGAGGAACCGGAUUUUGUGAAGGAUGAGAACGUGGAGGUGAAAGAGGAGCGGAAUCCCAUCCCGGUUAGUGGUGGAUACCCCUUCUGGGUCUCGGAGCAGAACGGCAGCCAAGCCAUCCCUGCAGUGUCACCAGCACCAGCAGACCAAAGAGAAGCAACUGCUAGAGAGCAGCAAGUGCCAACUCCUUCCACCUACCAGACAUACAGGUUCCAUGACACGGGGGACACGCAGCAGGCUCCCGCGCGCAAUGUCGCCACCUUGAAUGAGUUUCGGGCCAGAUCCCACCCUUUGGACAUAGCCACGGUGCCGGACCACGAUUCUAAACAGCUGUCAGAAGGUUUCACCAACCUGCCUACACUACCCCCACCUCUGCCUCCUCCUCAAGACUACACCGGGGUGGUCAACAUGGCUGUAGACUCUGCUGGGAAGCCAGGGGCCCGAGGUCCAGUGUACAAUCCAUAUGGCGCUGAGCAAGGCCUAGGCCAGUGGAUGGUCCCUUCCCACAGCCAGUACAGGGCAAUGAGCUACUCUCCCUUUUCUACAGAUUAUAAUGCUCAAGGGGCUUCAGGGCAUGCUCAUGGGAGCAUGGCAGACUGGAGCCAGUACCCUCUGUUCCCCUAUGCCUGCUGGUGAUGGGGGAGGACUCUUUCAAAUUAAAGAAUUCAAAGAACAUUGUAACAAAAUCCACUUUAAAAUAUGCUCUGGGGUUGCCACCUUGUGGCCUUGCCUACACUAGGCAAGAGGGUGUUGCAAUAGUGCAUAGAUUGGGGCACCAUAAUUUUGAAACAUCAGUACAACUCCUUGUGCCUCAUGCAACAACCAUCCUGUGCGUUUUACAAGUGCUCAUUGCAUCUCCUGGGGGCCAUAUCUUUACUUUAAGAUCUGACUGAACCAAUGCAUUCUUUGGUGCUUUGUCCCACUUGUGGAUAGAUAAUUGCAAGCAUUGCAAAUGCAGUGGUUCAGCUGAUUUCCCAACUUUAUCCCAUGAUUCUUGCAUGUUGUUACAUUUAACAUUUACUCAAAGAACCCAGUCUUGGGAGCAUGCAAGGUGCUUAAGGAGUCUCAGCAUGCACCACAGAUGCUCACAACAAAACGGCGGAGCCAUGCGCAGAGUGGCUGUGUGAAGGAGACAUCGUUACAUGGACAAGUGAGAGAUAAUUAGCCAUUUCAGUGUCCCUGGAGUAGCUUCCUCUCUUAGUGUAGAUAAAAAGUGCAGCUAUCCUCCUGGUCCUUUGCCUAUAAGGCAUAUAAUGGUAAAAGACAGAGUAAUGUAUGCAUGCUUGGAGCAGAGUUGUACAGGUCAUGUGGAUAGUGGGAAGUUAAUCCCAAACAAAUGAAAAAACUACAGGUUUCUCUGUUUGUCUCUGUGUGCUCUGACUGCCCAUCCAGCCAAUUUAUACCCUCUCAGUUCAGCCCUGUCACUCAAUGUACCUGCAUUGAGUUGCUGUUCCUCUGGUUGUUUGCCAUGUGACCCAGGAGGAUUGGAGGAUGCUGGGAUUCUUGGAGUUCCCCUUGUUGAGUAGAGGUGAGCAGCAGUGUUCACACUCUCUCUGACCUCUUGUUUGCACUGAGACCCUCAGUUGUUUUACCUCUGCCUCUUCCACAGCCUCAGUGAAGUGACCUGUCUAGUUGGUUUUAUUGUCCUGCUCCCAGCAGUUCAUGCAACAGUCCUGUUGGUGCACAGGCUUUGGCCAAGUUGGUAUUUCUCACUAGACACUGGCUUUAAACAAACUUUCCUGUUGAAAUACUGCCUGAUGAGUGAGGUGUCACUUGCAUAGUGCUCUGCAGGAGCUGCGAGACAGGCCAGUGGCAUGUUUCUGCUGCUGCUUUGGAGCCUCGCUAGGAACAUAAUGCAAUACAGAUGGGCAGGAGCGUAGCUUCCUCUCCGCUGCAUCCUUGUGGUCCUUUUCCAAACUGCCCAUCAUUUUGGAAAGCACAUCCUCUCAUUUCACUCUAAUUUUGUUUUCCUCGCAAUUGCCGCUGGAGUGGAGUCCCCCUUGGGAGAAACCCUCUGCUUCUCCUGUGGUUAUAAACAUGAUCUUAAACCUUAUUUAAGAAUGAUUUCUUGUAAUACUUUAAAUAAACUGCAGUUUGGUAUGUAA
Molecule: messenger RNA, 3140 nt
Organism: Gavialis gangeticus (Gharial)
Lineage: Eukaryota; Metazoa; Chordata; Crocodylia; Gavialidae
Product: T-box-containing protein TBX6L
Exons: 9
Coding region: 310-1671 (453 amino acids)
Biological process (GO): positive regulation of DNA-templated transcription; regulation of transcription by RNA polymerase II; cell fate specification
Cellular component (GO): nucleus
Molecular function (GO): DNA-binding transcription factor activity, RNA polymerase II-specific; RNA polymerase II cis-regulatory region sequence-specific DNA binding
Source: RefSeq, a predicted model, not a curated record